Messenger RNA from Xyrichtys novacula (pearly razorfish), 231 nucleotides. The record is from the annotation of a GenBank genome assembly. Lineage: Eukaryota; Metazoa; Chordata; Actinopteri; Labriformes; Labridae.
AUGUUUCGAGUAGUAAAAACCGUGACAGUUCCCGGAUCUGGCAGUGACAAGAGCAGCACUACUCCACCGGCCGUGAUACACCACAUCCCUGACAGUACAAGCCCCGCCCAAAGUGAUGGGCAACCAAUCAGCGAGAGCUCCAACACCGGCCUGCCCGUCCUGACCAAUCACUACGACAGUUUCUCCUUUGGCUCCGCCCAGUUUCGUGCCUCACUCACCAUUCAUAAAUGA